UGUGUUCCUGCUGAAAGGGGAAACGAGUGGAAACGACGUGGGGUCUAGCUUCCCUUCGGAUCGAUAUAAGUCUAAAAUUGUACAUUUGAAAAGGUUCGUGUUGCCCGAGCAUCUGUUUUGGAACACUUCUCGGACAUGUCGUCGUUCAGGAAAGCGCUGAAAUCCCGGCAACGAAACCACCAAGAAAGAUCUCAGCCUGAAUUUAGGAAGCAUUUGGGCUUGCUGGAGAAGAAGAAAGACUACAAAAAGCGUGCCGAUGACUACCACAAGAAACAAAACACGCUCCUCGCUCUUCGCAAGAAGGCUUUGGAGAAGAAUCCGGAUGAGUUUUACUACCACAUGAUCAACUCGCAGCUGAAGGAUGGAGCCCACGUGAGCAAAAAGGGAAAAAAAGAAGAGGAGACGGAGGUGACAGAGGAGCAGAAGAAAGUGAUGACCACGCAAGACAUAAAAUACGUCGAGAUGAAGAGGCUUGCGGAAGUCAAGAAAAUUGAGAGGCUGAAAGGAAGUCUCCAUCUUCUGGAUGUAGUCAGCAAAAAGAAAAACAAGCACACUUUUUUUGUGGAUUCCAAAAAAGAAGUGCAGUCGUUCGACUUGUCUGACCACCUGAACACCGUCCCCGAGCUGGUCGACCGUGUGUACAACAGGCCCACGGUAGACACGCUGAGCAAAGCGCACGUCUUGGGAGCCGUGCAGCCUUGCGCCCAAAAGAAGCUGUCCAAGGAACGCAUGCAUGAGUACAUGCGUCUGUCCCAACGCAUCGACCGGGAGAAGAAAUUGUUUGUCAUCAGCCAGAAGCUUCAGAUGCGCCAGGACCUCCAGGAUAGAAACAAGAAGAUCAAAGUGAAGAAGGAGACGACAAACGCUCCGGCCAUCUACAAGUUUGAGACCAAGAGGAAACGCUGAGUUGAGACCAAGUUGACUCACGGUGGACCUUCUCCUUAGGCUCAUUUUGUACAUUCUUUUUUUUUUUUUUUUUUUUUUGUAUGUGCCAAAAUUAAAUAUUGAAAAUU
Messenger RNA from Hippocampus comes (tiger tail seahorse), 1013 nucleotides. It is a transcript of the gene utp11, whose product is annotated as UTP11 small subunit processome component. The coding region runs from base 136 to 906 and encodes 256 amino acids. The record is from RefSeq and is a predicted model, not a curated record. The transcript has 8 exons. Gene Ontology annotation, cellular component: nucleolus; small-subunit processome. Lineage: Eukaryota; Metazoa; Chordata; Actinopteri; Syngnathiformes; Syngnathidae. Gene Ontology annotation, biological process: rRNA processing.